Messenger RNA from [Candida] anglica, 1554 nucleotides. The record is from the annotation of a GenBank genome assembly. Lineage: Eukaryota; Fungi; Ascomycota; Pichiomycetes; Serinales; Debaryomycetaceae.
AUGAAUCUCUAUGAUUACAUAUUAGAUUCAAACAUCAGACAAUCAGGAUUUGUGAAUGCAACACUAAUUAUUUAUAGAAUAAUGAACUUCAUCUCUUUUGAACUGUAUAUCAAUGAUAUAAAUAAUGUGUCAGUUGAUGAUACAACAAUUUUAGAUUAUUCAAGAUACUUUACCCACAAUCCUCAAGAAGUCUUAAACCAUAAAUCAAACUUUACUAGCUCUAUUAUCCCAUCAAUAAAUGAUAUAAUCAUUAAUAAUCCUUCAUUGGACCCAAACAUGUCGUUGUUAGAGCUCUUGAACUCAAUUAUGGUCAUAUUGCCAUUUGAAGAUAUACAACUAGUUUAUCCAGAAUCAAUGAUAUUAGAAUCUAUUCAAUCUUCAAAUCCUCAAUUAACAUCUUUAAUUAUUCAAAUUGUAUUAGAAAAAUCAAAUGAGAGGGAUAUGAUUGAAUUCUUGGAAGAUUCCGAAUUCCUUGUUUAUGCUACAAGAACAUACUUUACAGAAUCUGAUGAUAUUCAAAAUUUAAAAGUUUCAAGUACUUAUGAGAACCUACUUGCAUACAUUGCGACAGUUUCACCACAUUUAGUCGAUAAAUUAUCAAACCCGGAGCUCGUAUCAUUGUACAAAAAAAUUAGAGAUGAUCCCGAAGGGAAUAGUACUUUAUUCUCAAGAUUACUUGAUUUUAUAAUUAUAAUAUUCCCGGUGUCUCAUGAAUGGAUCCCUACAAGUUUAUACAAGUUUUCAAAAAUUGAAUUUAGUAUUGAUGAUCCUUUGUUGGUUAUCCUUUUAAUAUCAUUCUACAAAAAAUUCAUUCAGCAGAUCAAUAUAACUCUGGUCAUCUUAACUACUAUUAAACCUUCGUUAUAUGAUAUUAUGGAAUUGUUUACAAGAAGGCAACAAGAUUCAUUGAUUGAAUCCUUUUAUGCGGUCGAAAUCGUGGUUCUAUUAUAUCAUUGGUCUCACUCAGACAAUAAACUUUUACUUGGAUACUUAGGCGAGUUAACUGAUUCAUUCAAAAUUUUCAAAUCAUAUAAUCUUUAUUUGGAUGAAUUAGCUUCUGAUAUUGAACUUCUUGCAUCUUUUAAUCCUGAUCAAAUCAAUGAUAAAUUAGAUUUUUUGGAAGAUAUCAUUCAAUUACCAUUAUUACAACAAAGAUAUUUCCCAAUAUUUUUGAAUAUCUUGUCAUCAAAGGAUUUAUUCGGAAAGUUAGUUGAAUUGAAUAAAUUGAAUAUCAAGUCAAUUUCAAAACUAUCUUUGGAUAUGAUAUUCAAAUUAUUAUUCACAAUAUCAAAUUAUAAAUAUUCCACACAUUGGCUACUUUCUGAUGCUCCACAAUUGAUGUCUGACUAUGUAAUUGCCUCUAGUGCAGCAAUUAGUGAAUCGGAAAUUUGGAGUUUAAAAAAAUCAAUUCUUGAAAAUUUAUUGAAUAAGAAUUCAUCCCAAGAAUUAGGAGUUUGGAAGGAGACUAUAGAGUCCACUUAUAGUCUUAUGAAGAACGGUAGAAAUGUUAAAGAUAUCAUUCCAAGAGUUGAAGUUGCUACUGAUACUGGUUAA